Molecule: messenger RNA, 3798 nt
Organism: Larimichthys crocea (large yellow croaker)
Lineage: Eukaryota; Metazoa; Chordata; Actinopteri; Sciaenidae
Gene: slc35f1
Product: solute carrier family 35 member F1
Exons: 8
Coding region: 308-1465 (385 amino acids)
Biological process (GO): transmembrane transport
Cellular component (GO): membrane
Molecular function (GO): transmembrane transporter activity
Source: RefSeq, a predicted model, not a curated record
UGACGUCAUACUACACGUUGUGAUGUAUUACGUCUUCAUCCCAUGAGGGUGUCUGGGUGAAAGGGCGCCACCUUAUGGUAAAAACACCUCCUCCGUGUUAAAUGCAGGACCGGGUUCUGAUCAGGGAAGGACACCGAGCAGCAGGUUUGUUCCUCCUUCACCUCCAUCGUUAAGAGGGCUGCUGUAGAGCUCCUGUGAACCGCCGCACUGCUGCCUGCAGCACGGAGACCAGUCCCCUCCUCCUCCUGAUCCUCCUCCGGUCCUCCUUGGGGCAGAAUGCGCUGAUCUUCUCUCUGUCUGUGGAAGCAUGAUUUCUGUCGUCUCCACUGUGGAGAGUGUUCCCAGAGGUACGGGUACCCCGGCGUCGAGCCUUUACCAACGGAUAAGGAAGGUCCUCAGCAGGGACCUGUUGGUGACCCUGGCCCUGGGUCAGGUCCUGUCCUUGUUAAUCUGUGCUAUCGGUCUGACCAGCAAAUACCUGGCUGAUGACUUCCACGCAAACACACCGGUGUUCCAGAGCUUUCUCAACUACAUCCUGUUGUUUCUGGUCUACACCACCACACUGGCAGUCAGGCAAGGGGAAGGGAACCUGCUGGCUAUUCUGAAGCAGCGCUGGUGGAAAUACAUGAUUCUGGGUUUGAUAGACAUCGAGGCAAACUAUCUGGUUCUUAAAGCUUACCAGUAUACUACACUCUCCAGUGUACAGCUGUUAGACUGUUUCAUCAUCCCGGUGGUCCUGCUGCUGUCCUGGUUCUUUCUCUUGGUGAGGUACAAAGUGGUCCAUUUUGUAGGGGCAGGUCUGUGCCUGUUGGGUAUCGGCUGCAUGGUGGGAGCUGAUGUUCUACUUGGUCGUCAGCAAGGCCUCGGAGAUCAGAAGCUGUUCGGGGAUCUUUUGGUUCUGGGAGGAGCAACACUGUACGGGAUCUCCAACGUCUGUGAGGAGUUCAUUGUGAAGAACCUGAGCCGCGUGGAGUUCCUUGGCAUGAUGGGACUCUUUGGAUCCUUCUUCAGUGGCAUCCAGCUGGCCAUCAUGGAACACAAGGAGCUGCUGAAGGUCCCGUGGGACUGGCAGAUAGGUCUUUUCUAUGUUGGUUUCAGUGCCUUCAUGUUCAGCCUGUACAGCUUCAUGCCUGUGGUGAUGAAGAGAACAAGUGCCACCUCAGUCAACCUCUCUCUGCUCACAGCUGACCUGUACAGCCUUUUCUGUGGCCUCUUCCUCUUUCACUAUAAGUUCUCGAGCCUCUAUCUGUUGUCAUUCUUCAUAAUUAUCUUGGGCCUGGUCCUUUACGCCUCCUCAUCAACCUACGUGGCCCAGGACCCACGAGUAUACAAGCAGUUCAGGAACACAGGCAUCCAGCCGGUCACUGGCCUCCCUCCCCUAAGUCCUGGAGUCCUGGAGCCCUCUGUCACAUAUACCAGCCUGAGCCCUGAAGCAGGGGACGAGCUUCCAGUGCGGGUAGCCUAAGAUGAUCUCAUACGGAGUUUAGUCUGUCAGCCUGAUGAGUCAGUGAGUCAGCUGCAGCCUCCAGGCUCUGCCUACAUGUUGUAAACAGAGGAAUAGUGCUGUCUGCUGAGCACAGCAGCUAGGCGAUCGGUUUUCAUUUUGUGGCCUGUAUAGAUGGAUGGAGUCUCCACCCAAUGUGUGAAGAAAAUAAGACAAAUUCAUAAACCCAGAUAUUUAGGUGAAAAAUGAAUGUAAUGAAAAUAUUGAGUUCACUGUGAUCAAAGACUGUGAGCAGACAGCAAUGACUGAAAUUGAUGAUUCAUGUAAAUUGAUGGUAUUGACAUUUUAUUUAAUCUCCUGUUUUUUUUAAAUGUCAAGAACAUUUGUGCUUCAUACUCAUGUAUAUGCUUCACUUCAUUUCCACAGUGUUUCUAAAUCAGCCUGCUCAGAUUCAGUGACAGGUUUAGAAAGUAAAACAUGAAGGCUGAAGUCAGAUAAUACUGAGACUGUAGUGGGAGAAGUGGAAGAAAGCAUACAGGCCUCCCCAUAGUUCACUGAAUUCAUUUAUUAACUUUUUUAUCAAACAGACUGUGCUGAUAUGUAAAUACAUGGCUGCCAGUUGAAGCUACUGAUGGUUUGUCCUCCUAUUUUAUUGACCGGUACGAAUCUAUUUGCACUUAAAAUAUUUAAGUUUGACUACUUUUACAUCAAGAGUUCAGUAUUUACUCAGAAUGUCAGUGUGACAGUGUGUUUCAAACACAAUUUAGACCUUCAUCUUGAGAAAUAGAAUUUACAGAAUAAAAAUACAUGAACUGAUGAAAGAUGAUCUAAGAGAUUUAAAAAAAUGAUUUUUAAAAUCUGGUCAGGUAAUGGACUUGGCUGAGGCCCCUUAAUUAGAUUUUCCUGUAGGUUAACCAUCUUUAACUCACUGUAUUAUUAAAAAAUGACCCAUUUCUGAUCUUUCAGAAUGCUGCAGCUGGGACUUGUUCCCAACAAAAGCACCAUGUAAUCCUUUUUACAGUAUCUCUUCCAGUCGUAUGUAAAAUAGAUUUAAUAUGUAUCUUCCUCCAGUGAUUGCAAUGAGUUGUGAACUGGGAGCAGCUACUUUGGGCCACAGGUUCCAGUAAGAGGGUCCCCAUAGAUUUCUUUUAUUUUUUCAUUUUGAAAAAUAAGCGACUACAUCCAAUAACAAACAGUAGAACUGAUAAACAUUUCAUUAUUUGAUCCAAAUAAAUAUUAGUAGCAUUAAAAUACUGUUCAUGAUUGUUUAAAAGUGUUUCCCUAUUUCUAUCCUACAGGUUAAUGCAAAAAAUGAACUAACAAAGGUUGUAUCUAAUUGUCUAGGAUCAGUGUCAUUACCCCAAAUGUAGUAUUGGCCAAUAUAAGAGAACACUCAAAGAAUUAUUAAAAGUAAAACCCUAAUACUAACACUAAGUUAGUAAAUAAUCAGCGGGCUUGUUCAUUUCUUGUUAAAGCCCCUGUUCUCUGUAUAUCUUGACUUACGUAGAAUGGAGAAAGCACUUCCCUCCUGGUCAACACCAAAGUCUUCCAAACUCCAGACCUCCUGUUUAGAAUGCAGGUGCUUUGCUGGCCUCCAAUCCCUGAUGACAUCAUUAUGAUGUUAUGGUGUGACUUGACAGAGUUCCUGAGCAGAGGAAUGGCCUUCAUUAUCAGGCAGCAUUUAUGACUGUUUGAUCAAAAACUGCUGUUUUACUUCUUUGGUUACAAUGAAGCAAAGACACUGAUCGGAGGAUCAGAACAGAGGGUUAAAGGUCCAGUAGUUGUCUUUUUUUUUUAUUGUUUGCCAUUUCACUGUGGACAACACAAUCUACACACUGCUGUGUACACAACUAUACACAGUCAGAUGUAUUACCAUAACAUGGCCUUAGUGUUUGUUUUCAUGCCUUACCAUCCAAAUCCAGCUGAAGAAGUGGGUAAAACUUUGUCUGGUUCUCAAUGCUCAGUGUGCACUGAUAAGAUGGGACAAACUGCUGAAUAGUGUCAUACUGUAUAGUGAACUCAUUGCUGAAGAGCAUUAUUUGUCUUAAUGUUUUGUUUGUCUGUUACUAUUUUAGUCCUAAUUGAAACACUGUUGAAACGUAAUGUUGCAAGCAAUAUAUUUUCAUGUUCCACUUUGAUUUCAAGGAGGAGGAUGACGCGCGAUAGUUUUUAUAGGUCUGUCUGGUUCUUUGUUCACUGCAUAUGACUUCCUGUGUGGAUUAUUGACAAAGGACGUUCACGGCCUCCUCUUUUCAUUGGCUUUUGUAUCCUGUUUGAUGUAGUGCGUUGGCGUUGCUGUUAAAAGUGUAGUUACAAUGAUCUUAUGUAAAAUAAAGCAUCUCUGUCAGAAGGUU